Molecule: messenger RNA, 402 nt
Organism: Emiliania huxleyi CCMP1516
Lineage: Eukaryota; Haptophyta; Isochrysidales; Noelaerhabdaceae
Exons: 3
Coding region: 1-402 (133 amino acids)
Source: RefSeq, a predicted model, not a curated record
AUGGGAUGCACGACGGUGUCGGAAUUGCAAUGCGCCGUCGGGAGGACGCUCCACGAGUCGUGCGACGACUUUGAGAGCGAAAUCAUCGACCCGCAGACCCUCUACUCACUCGACUUUGCGUCGCGAGCGAUGCGAAUCGCAGUCGAGGCGGCUCCCGCAGUCGACGGCCCGACGCACUUUUGCUGCUCCCUCGACCUGCUGGGCCAGCAAGUGCCGAGCGGCCCCACCCUGCUCAAGCGGCGCCAGCUGAUGGCGGCCGGUUGGCGCGUGAUAAACGUUCCAUACUUUGAGUGGCACCGCCUGGAGGGGCCGCGUGAGCGGCGGCGGUACAUCGAGAGCCGCGUCCGCUACGCAAUGGACGCGGCCCCGCAGCCAGGCAUCGUCGCCACCGCUGCGCGCUAG